AUGUUUGUUUUCCCCAAAGAAACCGACACAGCUCAUGUCAUCCUAAGACCUACAAUUACAAGACCAUUGCAGCAAGUCAGCGUCUGUCUACGUACCUUCAGUGAACUUUCACGCUGGUAUCCUCUAUUCUCUUUAGCUACUCCAACAUACAAAGAUGCUUUUCUAAUCAGGUUCCAGGCUCCCACCAACUAUAUGGUAUACAUAGGCCAUGCAAGCAGUGUUUUAAAGAGGGACUCAGAGCCUCCAGACUGGAGCCAUACCUGUGUGACCUGGGCCUUGGAAACUGGGGUGGUCCAUCUUUGGUCCAAUGAGAAGAUCUCCACCAAAAUAUUUAACAUGAGAGGUAUUUCUAUUGCAACAGAAACCAGCGUUGUUCUGGGGCAGGAACAGGGUUCUUAUGGUGGAGGGUUUGAUGCUUCUCGGUCAUUGGUUGGUGAAAUAAGUGACGUCCAUAUGUGGGAUUAUGUCCUGACCCAGCAAGACAUCCAGAAGGUCCUCUCUGGUGAUCUCCAUGGAAAUGUCAUUAAUUGGAAGUCUCUAGUCUAUGAAAUGAAAGGGGACGUUCUUCUGCAGCCUACAAAUUUGUGUAAGUCUGUCAUCUAUACUUUAAUUAUUAAGUUCCACAGGCGUGCGCACAGGGUGUCAGCAGGGAAAUUGGAAAGAUCUCCCUAUUACCAGCUCUGCCAUAAGAGAAGUGAUUGCGCACUUCUCUUUCAGUGUUCCAACAGCGAGAUCAAUGUGCCAUACAUAUGUAUACACACACGUGUGUGUUAG
Staurois parvus is the source of this 774-nucleotide messenger RNA. The record is from the annotation of a GenBank genome assembly. NCBI's taxonomy places the organism in Eukaryota, Metazoa, Chordata, Amphibia, Anura, Ranidae.